Aethina tumida (small hive beetle) is the source of this 1518-nucleotide messenger RNA. RefSeq names its product cyclin-K. The coding region runs from base 133 to 1284 and encodes 383 amino acids. Gene Ontology annotation, molecular function: cyclin-dependent protein serine/threonine kinase activator activity. Gene Ontology annotation, cellular component: cyclin/CDK positive transcription elongation factor complex; nucleus. The record is from RefSeq and is a predicted model, not a curated record. NCBI's taxonomy places the organism in Eukaryota, Metazoa, Arthropoda, Insecta, Coleoptera, Nitidulidae. The transcript has 2 exons. Gene Ontology annotation, biological process: positive regulation of DNA-templated transcription, elongation; regulation of transcription by RNA polymerase II.
UGUGUAUAUAACCUAAGAAAUGUAAAAUUGUGACACAGAUUUGUUGAUGUUUGUUUUGCACUUAUGAUCCGACUUUUUCCAAAAUAUAAUCAGUUUUUCUAGUACUGUGGCAUAAUAAAUCAAUCAUUAACUAUGCCUGGGUGGUACUACGAAAAGCGUGAGCUGAGGGUAACUCCCUCAUCGUUGGAAGGAAUAGAUUACAACACGGAGAUGCGGUACCGUAAGGAAGGGGCCCGUUUUAUCAUAGACAUGGGUUUAAAAAUGGACCUUGGGUACAACACUACAGCCACUGGUGUUGUUUACUUUCACAGAUUUUACAUGUUUCAUUCAUUCAAGCAGUUUCCGAGAUAUGUGACUGCUUGUUGUUGUUUGUUUUUGGCUGGCAAAGUUGAAGAGACACCGAAGAAAUGUAAAGAUAUUAUAAAGACUGCUAGAAGUUUGCUGACUGACAGUAAAUUUGCAACAUUUGGGGAUGAUCCCAAAGAAGAAGUGAUGACUUUGGAAAGAAUUCUUUUGCAGACCAUUAAAUUUGAUUUACAAGUUGAACAUCCUUACAGCUACUUAUUGAAGUACGCCAAGUGUUUGAAGGGAGACAAAACAAAGCUGAAUAAAAUGGUGCAAAUGGCUUGGACUUUUGUCAAUGACAGUUUAUGCACCACACUAGCCCUACAGUGGGAACCAGAAAUUAUUGCAGUGGCAUUAAUGUAUCUGGCAGGAAAGUUAAGCCAGUUUGAUGUUAUUGACUGGGUAGGGAGGACUCCAAAGCACUUGAGGUGGUGGGACAUGUUUGUUGAGGAUGUUACAAUGGACUUGUUGGAGGAUAUUUGUCAUCAAGUUUUGGAUUUGUAUUCACAAACGCCGGCUUCGUCACAAGACAGCCCUCCGCCUUCACAGCGUCGUCCAACGCCUCCACCACCGGCUACGCCGCGUCCAUCCAACGGCCAACCGAAACCGGUAUCGCCCGAACAACCGCCACCACUCAACACAAAAAUUCCACCGCCAUCGGACCUUCCGCCAUACAUGUACGGUACAUUCACCGGCGCUCCGCCACCGGUGCCCGGAUUCCCAUAUUCCACUCCAUUGACGGCACCGCCGGUACCACCACACCUCGCAGCUCCACCACCGGGACCGCCGCCAAAUAUUGCGGCUCCACCACCGGCCGUUUUUCCGUUCGUACAUCCGCCACCGUUCGCGCCGCCCGGCGUAGCGCCCGGGCCUGCGUUCUAUCAACCGACGCCGCCGCCAAAUCCGCCCCACAGGCAGUUCUACCCGCCCACUCAGUAAACAAAUAAUGUGAUUUUUAUAUUACAUUUUUUGAAGUCUUCUGAGGAAUUUUAUUUUAGAAUGGAUGAUUUAAGUAAGUGAUAAAUCGUAAAAAUAAGUUAUAAAUUUAUUUUAUAUAAAACGUGUAUGAAACAUGAAAUUGUAAAUAAAUUAAUGUAAAUCAAUAAAAAUCUGGUUCAUUCAAAGUCUUAACGAGUUUUAGUUUCCUCAUCUCGGCCUUUUUCAUUAGUUUUU